Hyla sarda is the source of this 1826-nucleotide messenger RNA. Its product is annotated as extracellular calcium-sensing receptor-like. Gene Ontology annotation, cellular component: membrane. The record is from RefSeq and is a predicted model, not a curated record. Bases 141 to 1826 code for a protein of 561 amino acids. Gene Ontology annotation, molecular function: G protein-coupled receptor activity. The transcript has 7 exons. Lineage: Eukaryota; Metazoa; Chordata; Amphibia; Anura; Hylidae. Gene Ontology annotation, biological process: G protein-coupled receptor signaling pathway.
UAACCGUUUGAGAAACCCAGAUCUCAGCGACUAUUAUAUUGUCAUCAUAAUCAAUCCCUCACACAAUGCCCUCAUGGGACUACUUUGAGAUGAUUCCUUUGCAGUAUAUAAGACAUACAUGUAUAUAAAAGAUUAGAAACAUGGACAAAGGUAAAGACUGGAGGAGCAUUGCAACUGUAAGUAGUAGAUUGCCACCUACGUCAGAUCUGGAGGGGAGAAGACAACCCGGAGACAUCAUGAUAGGAGUAUUACUGCCUAUUAACUCUGACAAGAUUUACCAAAAACUUACAUUCAAUGUCCGGCCACUUAAGACUACCUGCAGAUUAUUCAGCCUAGAAUUUUACCACCGGUUCCAGGCAUUCCUAUUUACCGUUGAGGAAAUCAACAAGGAUCCCAAAAUUCUGCCAAACAUGACUAUUGGAUUCCAGAUGUAUGACACCUGUAAUAUACCUCACUAUGAAUUACAAGGGGCUUUACAGUUCCUGACAGACUCUGAUAGAAUUAUCACCGACAACCAGUGUUGUUCUAGACCUCUGUUCUCCGCCGUUAUUGGGUCUACAUUUUCAGCCAAUUCAAUCAUCUUGGCUCAUGUUUUGGGGGCCUUCAGAUACCCACAGAUCAGUUCAUUUUCGGGUCUUUCUCUCUUAAGUAACAAGAGAAUGUUUCCAUCCUUCUUCAGGACUGUCCCGAGUGACAAGUUCCAGUCUAAAGGACUGGCUGAGCUUAUUCUCAGCUUUGGCUGGACCUGGAUUGGUCUUGUGACUGUUGACACUAAUUAUGGCCUUCAGGGAAUUCAGCCAAUAAGGGAAGAAAUAGUCAAGGCUGGAGCAUGUGUGGCCUUCAUGGAAUAUAUUUACCUUGGGCAACCAGACCGCAAUGCCCCAUACAUAGUGAAGACCAUAAAAGAGUCCACAGCUACGGUUGUAGUUGUUUUUGCCUCUGAAGUUGAAUUUGUUCUUAUUUUGAACGAGAUGGUAAAGCAGAAUGUCACAGGGAAGAUUUUUAUUGGGAAUGUGGGUUGGGCCAGAGCCAUAAUAUUGUCCAUGAGUACGUAUUCUAGUAUUUUAUCUGGAAGUCUUAAUUUAGCCUUCAGUGAUUAUGUUGUCCCAGGAUUAAGUCAAUUCCUGGCCAAGAUAGAUCCAUCUACAUCUGUAACAUCAAAGUGGACCAGGAUGUACUGGGAGUCAGUGUUCAACUGCAAAUUUCUUCCUGAGAAUCAAACUAUUUCUUUAGAGAACCCAGUAAACAUAUGUACGGGAUCAGAACAUUUAGACGGCAUCAAGAACAAUUCCAACUAUGUAUCUAGCUUGCAAUCCACGCAUGCUAUGUUUUCUGCAGUUCAAGUCAUAUCCAAAGCUUUAGAUGAUCUGAAAAGCUGCAAAAUAGGUGAAGGGCCAUUUUUUAAUGGGACAUGUGCGAACAUUUGGAACUUCAAACCAUGGCAGCUUACUUACUAUAUACGGAGGGUCCAGCUUAAUAUUAAUGUGGAGAAUGGAAAAUAUUUUGAUGAGAACGGGGAUCCUCCUGCAAUCUUUCCUAUUGUUAACUGGCAGCUGAAGGCAGAUGGGACCCUGACACAGGUUAAGAUAGGCAGCUAUAAUAGUAAUGUCCCUUUUCCUUGGACUCUGACCCUGGACACAAGUCUUAUUGUUUGGAAGAUGGGAAGAAAACAGGUCCCUUCCUCAUAUUGUAGUGACAGGUGCAUUAUGGGAUUCAGGAAGGCCGCCCUGCAAGGGAAACCGACAUGUUGUUACGUCUGUGUUCCGUGUCUACAGAGGGAGAUCUCAAAUCAGACAGCUCCGAUCCGGGGCCUCAAAGAAGAAUAG